This is a messenger RNA of Trematomus bernacchii (emerald rockcod), 848 nucleotides long. Its product is annotated as vesicle-fusing ATPase-like. The transcript has 8 exons. The annotation marks the transcript as partial. Gene Ontology annotation, cellular component: Golgi stack. Gene Ontology annotation, molecular function: ATP hydrolysis activity. Gene Ontology annotation, biological process: intra-Golgi vesicle-mediated transport; SNARE complex disassembly; Golgi to plasma membrane protein transport. Lineage: Eukaryota; Metazoa; Chordata; Actinopteri; Perciformes; Nototheniidae. The record is from RefSeq and is a predicted model, not a curated record.
CGCGGCUUAUAAACCGUUCAUCGUCUCCUCCUCUCUCGUCUCCUCGCCUCCUCUUCUCUUCUCCUCCUUUCAACACAGACCUGAUCCUCGGACAAACUGAACCAUGGCGGCCCGGACGAUGCAGGCGGCGCGCUGCCCGACAGACGAGUUGUCGCUGUCUAACUGUGCCGUGGUGAGCGAGAAGGAUCUGCAGUCAGGACAACAUGUGUCGGUGACGACGACCCCCAACCACAAGUUUGUGUUCACAGUGAAGACCCACCACACUGUGGCUGCUGGGAGCAUCGCCUUCAGCCUGCCACAGAGGAAGUGGGCUGGACUCUCCAUCGGUCAGGAGGUCGAAGUUGCCGGAUACAACUUUGAUAAAUCUAAGCAGUGCAUCGGCGCCAUGACCAUCGAGAUCGACUUCCUGCAGAAGAAGAGCACCGACUCCUCCCCCUACGACUCGGACAAGAUGGCCGCCGAGUUCAUCCAGCAGUUCAACAACCAGGGUUUCUCCGUCACCCAGCAGCUCGUGUUCAGCUUCUGCGACAAACUGUUUGGUCUGGUGGUGAAAGACAUCGAGGCGAUGGACGCCAGCAUCCUGAGAGGAGAGCCGGCCUCCGGGAAGAAGCAGAAGAUCGACUGUGGGCUGAUGGUGGGAAACAGUCAGGUGAUCUUUGAGAAGGCCCCGAGCUCCUCCCUCACACUCGUUGGAAAGGCUAAGACUAAGGAGCAGCGUCAGUCGAUCAUCAACCCGGAGUGGAACUUUGAGAAGAUGGGGAUCGGAGGAUUGGACAGAGAGUUCUCCGACAUUUUCCGCAGAGCCUUCGCUUCCCGAGUGUUUCCUCCAGACAUCGUGGAGCAGAUGG